UUGUGACAGAGCGCUGGGAGCGGAGCGGAGCGCAGCGCGGCGCUACUUUUGCGCACAAGCUCGCGAGAGGCAGAGGGGAGCGCCGGCUGUCACUCGUCCUGCCACGCGCUGCCUAUGACACCGGGCUCGAGCUGAGGGGCUGGAGGAAGGCAGGAAGGGAAGCGUGACUUCUAAACGGAGGAGGAGAGGAGAGGGUCACGGGAGAGGCUGUGGGCUGGAGGAGUAAGGUAACCCCCUCGUGUCGUCGCUGUUGUGCGCGGUUCCUAAUAGGUUCCUCGUGGCCAUGGCGUAACGGGACGCUCCCGUGGAGUAGGUUGGUUCUCCGCGCGCGUUUCGUGAAGGUGGGAGGGGAGGGGAGUCGUAAACACAGCGUAGACACACCCGUGGGCUAUGAUACCCAACAGCAAGCCAACUUGGACCUCGUUGAGUUUUGGUACAACCCCUCAGAACUUUGGCUACUACGUAGGGCGCGCGGUGGCUGAGGCAGUGUGAGUGACAGCUCGCAUGGAAGAAGGACCUUGGAGAAGAGCAGGAGGCUCGAGAGGACUUGAGAGGCAAUGAGAGGACAGUUCCACUUGGGAAGAUCCGUAAGAUAGCUACAGCAGACUUGAGUUUAGUUUGGUUUGGUGCAGUUGGGUUUGAAGGCACCUGCAGCCACUUGAGUUGCAAAGGAGCUUCCUCGCCUGCUUCCUCGCCUGGUUCCUUGCUUGAGAGUUGAACACUUACAAGGGGGGUCCCUCUACUGAGUCCUCCAAAUCCUCCACGGUGCUGAGCCUUCUUGGCACAGCAGAAGAUGGCAUCGUCCUGGCAUGACUGGCCCACCAGGCUGUGGAGAUGGACCCUGGUUCCCUCACUUCUGGUGCUCCUUCUUGGUGGGAUGAAGACUUCUGGAGAUGGAGAAAGCUUCAAUGCAGAGUCCUGGCUCCGGAUGUAUGGCUACCUCCCUCAGGCCAGCAGGCAGAUGUCCACCAUGAGGUCGGCUCAAAUCCUGUCCAGCGCCAUCAGUGACAUGCAGAGAUUCUACGGCCUGGAGGUCUCGGGAGUGAUGGAUUCAGAGACUAUACAUGCCAUGAGGAGGCCCCGCUGUGGAGUUCCUGAUAAGUUUGGGGGUCAAAUCAAGACCAAUGUUCGCAGGAAACGCUACGCUCUGACUGGACACAAGUGGGACAAAACCCACUUGACCUUCAGCAUACAAAACUAUACUCCUAAGAUUGGGGAGUACAAUUCAUACGAGGCCAUCCGUAACGCAUUCAAAGUGUGGGAGAAGGUAACACCUUUAACCUUCGAAGAAAUCGCCUACAUGGAGGUCAAGUAUGGCCGCCGGAAGGAGCCUGACAUCAUGAUUUUCUUCGCCUCUGGUUUCCAUGGUGACAGCUCCCCGUUUGAUGGAGAAGGUGGCUUUUUGGCACAUGCCUAUUUCCCUGGUCCAGGGAUGGGAGGAGACACGCACUUUGACUCGGACGAGCCGUGGACCAUCGGCAACCAGAAUUUGCAAGGUAAUGAUCUGUUUCUGGUGGCAGUUCAUGAGCUGGGUCAUGCUUUGGGUCUGGAACACUCCAAUAACCCCAUGGCUAUAAUGGCUCCUUUCUACCAGUGGAUGGACACAGAAAACUUCCAGCUUCCGGAGGAUGAUCUCAGGGGGAUCCAGCAGAUCUAUGGGCCUCCUGUCAGUAGUCCCACUCAGGCCCUGCCCACUGUGACCCCUCGUCGCCCCAACACUCCUAAAGACCCUCCGAGAGCCCCUCCCCGCCGCCCGGACCGGCCGCGGACCACUGACCGCCCAGACCAGUACGGACCCAACAUCUGUGAGGGCAACUUCGACACAGUCACCAUGCUCAGAGGAGAGAUGUUCGUUUUUAAGGGACGCUGGUUCUGGAGAGUCAGGAGGAACCGGGUGCUGGAUAACUACCCCAUGCCUAUUGGCCACUUCUGGAGGGGACUACCGGGAGAUAUUGACUCAGCCUAUGAGAGACAUGACGGCAGAUUCGUGUUUUUCAAAGGGAGUCAGUACUGGCUGUUCCGGGAGGCCAACCUGGAACCAGGUUAUCCUCAAGAGCUGAUGGAUUACGGCAGAGACAUCCCCUAUGACAAGAUAGAGACCGCUAUCUGGUGGGAGCCAUCUGGAUACACUUACUUCUUUAAGGGAGACAGAUACUGGCGCUUUAACGAGCAGUCGCGCUCAGUGGAUCGGGACUACCCUAAGCCCAUCAGCGUGUGGGGUUCUUCAGUGCCUGUAUCUCCCAAGGGGGCCUUCCUCAGCGAUGAUGGAGCGUACACCUACUUCUACAAAGGCUCGAAAUACUGGAAGUUUGACAACCAUCGCAUGAAGAGUGAGCCUGGCUAUCCCAAGUCCAUCCUCAGAGACUUCAUGGGCUGCAGCGUGGACCUGGACCCGGACAGAAACACCGACGUGGAUCCAGACCGCAAGUGGCCCGACCGCACGCCCUUCAACCCAGACGCUGGGCGAGACAAGGACAAAGACAAGGAAAAGGACAAGGACAAGGAGCGAGACCGAACUAACGAUGUGGACUACAAGGAGGAGACCGAGGAGAAGACGAACGAAGUGGACGUGGUGCUCACGAUUGACGAGAACGAGCGCACCAUGAACAUCAUCAUGGUGGUUGUGCCCCUGGUCCUGGUGCUGUGCAUCCUGGGCUUGAUCUACGCCAUCAUCAACACGCUGCAGAGGAAAGGAGCUCCCAAGUACUUGGUCCACUGCAAACGCUCCUUACAGGAGUGGGUUUAAGUUCUUCUAACUCUUCUCUUCAGCUCAUCUGACCUCUGAUGAUCUCCACCACCCUCAGUCCAGUCCAUGUCCUCUCCUCUACCCCCCACAACCCAGACCACUGACCCUAGACCCCUCCAGUCUUCAGUAUAUGUAGUACAAACUCGCGCACACACACACACACACACAGCACACAAGAAUUAUACUCUUUUAUCCCAUGGUGCUCUCCCACUCAAUGAGUUGACUGUAGACUAUUUAUUUCAGGACGUUUGCACAUUGUUUUUGUUGUUAUCCUUGUUAUUCUUUCAUCGUGGGGUUUCUCCCACACCCCCCCUCCCUCCCCUCUCUUCUUUUUUGGUUUGUAUUGUGUGCACAUUUCUUUUCAUUUCUAAACGAGGAAGUUUCUCUGUUCUGUAGCAGAGAACCAUAACAAAAACUGCCAUCUGGCUCAGGCAGGCCAACUCCGGAUGAGGAGAAAUGCAAGAAUGCAAGAAUUUAAGAAUUCAAGACAACAGCAGUUGCUAAGCGUGUGCAGUACAUUAAAAAAGGGAAGGAAAGAUAUUAAAAAAAUCUCCCUCCAUCUCUGAGAUUGCUUUCAAAUUGCUCCCUUUACUCAGGACUUAGCUGCCGUCUGCCCGCUGAACAGGCAGGUCAGAGUUCAACAGGAAAAGCCUUGUGUAGAAGAGUGAGGCCUCCGUAUUCCUCACCCUCUUUUUCAGCGCAACAGUGCAUUCUGGAUCUCUGCCUUUACCCGUGCUUGCCUAUGAUGAGGAACAGAAAAACAAAACAAAACAAAAAAAUCACACUUGUUUUAUUGCCUUAGUCGAACCACUCACGCUAUUGUUUUAACAAUGGUGCCUUGGUCUUGCCAGCCAAAAGCCUUCCUCUGGUUUCGCCCCUAUAGGAGGAGCCCUCUGACCUCCCCCAUGCUGCCUGGCGUGUUGCUUUCUCUCUGCGGCCCUGUGAUACUGUGUUGACUAUAAUCUUUUAUUGUCAGAGGAGCAUAGCUCACACGGUGCUUUUUUUUUUUUCAUUUAGGACAAAGGCGGCGUACUGUGAAAACACUCUGCAGGGGAUGGGAGGGAACAUUUGAGGUACUAGAGGCCAGAGGGAGGGGCUUUAGCUGAUGUAGAAAUGUUGAUAUAGGAGCCAUUAGCCAAGUAUAGGCUUGCUUAAAACAAUGCAAUCAAGCGCGCACAUGAAAUAUAAGGCCAUAAAAACAUAAAAACGUACCACUAGUUCAUACCACUCGAGCAUACCAAUUAAAAAAAUACUCAACUCAAUAAAAACCUUUUCUUAAAAAUAAGUUUUGCUUCUCAAGGCCCAAUUAUAAAUAAUAAGAGCCUUACUGGGCCUCUCUAUUUCCUCGUUAGAGACUGUUAGAUAAUAAUCCUAAGCAGGUGGGUGAAAACAUUGCUAACCUCAAGCCACCCUAAUGUAAACUCUCUCCCUCGGCACCAAAAGAAAUCCCUCUCUCAUCUGCCGAAAGGUGAGAGGAAAAGGGUGAGGGACAUGGGCGAGCGAGACAGGAGAGGAGAAGUGUAUGUGAAAGAGAGAGAGAGAGAGAGAGAGAGACAUCUGUGUAAGUUCAAAGGGAGGAGGGGUUCAGCUGCAGAAACCUUAUCUGGUAAGUCCUCUGGAAGAGGCUUACAGUCUGUUAUUCCAAAGGCAGGACGGAGUUAUUUUACACAGAUGAGGCUGAACCAGAGGGUGGGGGAGCUACAGAGGGAGCCUGUCCUGAAACUGCCUUCAUGAAGUCCCAUCAGAACUAGAAGAAGAACUGCUUGCGUAAAGUGCUAGCUAAUGUUGUAGUGUUGAAGUCAAGAUCACUCAAGUCAAGACUAGAACCUUUAGUAGUUGAAGCCAUACAGAAAACAGAGAUCAGAAGACUAUUUUCUUUGUCCUCAGUUGAUCUUGACCACAGUUUAUAAGUCCGACUCAACCUGAAACUGAGGCAAAAUUGGUUUCAGUGAGGUUGAGACUGAAACGAGACUGAUACCGAUCAAUUAUGGACAAGACUACAACACUAGUCCUAACCUGAACAGUGAAUGUUCCAACAUUCAAUUACUUUGUGAAAUUAGUCAAGUGGAAACUUUAAAAACUACUAAUACUAUCUGUCUUGUCAAUAAUGCUAUCAAAAGUUCAAAUUGCCAGUCGAAAGGGACCACAAAUUAAUGGGCUUUAGUUCUUGUGGAAGCUUUGGAGUAAUUCUGAUACCAGAGAUUCAUGGUAGAAAUCAACAAACUACAUUUCCAACUGUUUCCAACCACUUGAACUCAAAUGCUUUGCAGUUACAGCUCUACAAGUGGAGGAUAGGGCCAUCCGGUGAGCCCAGGAAGGCAGCAUGAGUGGCUAGCAAGGAGAAGAGUGGACAGUAGAAGAGCCUAGAUGUGGGCUGAAGCACAGUCCCCAUAUGGGAGCAUGCUGGCAUGCGGUCAGGGUGGCCACACUGCCACGGGUUAUUUUAGAAACACAUUCUUUGAAUGGGAGCGGAAACAGGAUCUGUGGCUGGCAUCCGCUCUCCUUCCAUUCAGGAGCUCCGAGCUAGACUUCAUAAGUUCGCCCGCAUUCAUCAGGCUUCCACAGAGCAGACUAGGCCGGCGACUCGGCUGUGCUGGAUGGAGCUGCCGUUCUUGUUUAGAAUAUAAUUGCUCUCUGAGGUGCUUUGCUUAGUCUACAGCAACUCUGGUCCUGGAGUAGCCCUGCCUUGCAUAGUUUAGUGUUUUAGCUCUAACACACCCACUCCAACUCAGGAUACUUCAACUCUGCUGAUUAGUUGUAUCAGGCAUGUUAGACUAUGGGACACUCAGUGUUUUAUGUCCUGGGCAAUUUCAAACAUGCUACGCUUCCAAAACACACUUGAUGGACUUUCACAGAAGGCUUGAUACUAAUUGCUAAUUGGCUUGAUCAUGACAGGCAAAAAAGUGGUCUUUAGGUCUGGAUUUGAAGUAGGCAGUUCAAUUAACCUCCACCGAUCAGUUGUUUUGGGUAAACUACCUUUACCCUGCUUGAUAAUUAUCUGAUUGAUUGUUUAAGGAAAUUCAUUUGCAAAACAGAAAAGGCCGUAAUCAGGACUUUUUUGGAGGCUGGCAAAGCAUUCCAACCUCGAAACUGUAGUUGCAGCAGGCACAGCAGUGGGUCUUCAGAACUAGAUUUAAUCCAGGCAAGGCAGUAGGUUUCCAGGACUGAAGUUGAGGCAGACAAAGGAGUGGCUCCUUAGGCCUGAAGUCAAGGCAGACAAGGCAGUGGGUCUCUCUAGAACCAGUAUUGAGGCAGACACGGCUGCUGCUUUCUAGGAUUGAAGUCAAGGCAGAGAAGACAGAGAGUCUCCAGGACUAAAGUAGAGGCAGGAAUGGAAAAGGUUCUUCAGGACUGUAUUUGAAACAGGCAAGGCAGUGUGUCUUCAGGACUGGAAAACCCUCGGCCCUCAGAAUUUGAAGUAUACCCUGCUUUCCAAAUAUUAAUCCUAUUGAAUGGCUUGAUCCUUAGCUGACAAGCUUGAGCAAGAUACAAUACUUACUUAGGCAGAGUAGUAAAUCUUCUUGACUAUACUCUAUGUAGGCACAGUGGGUCUCCAGGACUGGACUUGAGGCAGAUAAGGCAGUGGGCCCCUUGGAUUCUAAUCAGGCAUGCAAUGGUAUAAGUCUACAGGACUACAGUUAAGGCAAGCAAGGCAGUGGGUCUUCAAGAAUGGAGUUGAGAACCUCUGUUACAGCAGGUAACAUAUAAACACACAUUAUGCAAAGGACCCUUCAGAACUAGGGGUUAGGAUCCCCUUGUCUCUACAGUGUUAACCUCCCAACACUAUGCAGAUUCCAGGAAAGUGCCAAGAAGCAGGCUUCACCUCACUUGAAAUGUGCCUCUACGCAUGCCACUUCUUCCCCCUCCACCAGCAGAGAAAAGUUUCUCUCUCCGCAAAGGCAGAGAGGACAGUGUAGAGGAGAGAAUGAACCGGAGCGGUAUUAUAAAUAUUGCCUUGCUGGGCGAGGUUGAGUUGAAAGUGCUUUCAUAAAUAUUAUUGAGAAGGUAGAGGAGAGGGAGGACGGUCAUGAUUGGCAUGCUACCGCUGAUGGAGGCUGUUCAGCGCCGUUGCCAGGCAGCACUCCCUUCCCCUCCCCUCUCUUGUCUCUCUGUGUUCGCCGCCGCCGUCAUCCAGAGAGAUGUGGAGGGGAGUUAAUCAGAGAUAAAAGCUCCUCCGCCUCUCCCGCCCUUCCUGCCCAGAUCAAUGAGGAAUACACAAACAGGCCUGAAGGGUACCUGGAGGGAGAGGAGGCUCAUUCACUCAUCCAGACAGACUUAAACCCCACGCUGGCUCGGCGAUGCCCAUUUGAGCAGAGCUUUACCUCGGUCGACACCUUUAUGGCCUUGCUUUUAGAGAGACCUUGUCGCUGUUCUAUCCAGACCAUGUUUGCUAAUCUAGUCUAAACCAAAUACCCAGUUGAGGCCUGCUAGUACAGACUGUUCUUGUCAAUAGUUCACAAAAUAAAGCCUUGAAUUUUAUGAACCAUAGGUUAUUCUCAAGCUAGGAUAAAGUCCUAAACUCUUUUAUAUCAUCAUGUCCUUCACUAAAUCUUAGUGAUACAGCCCAAUAGCAUUAAGAAUCGGCCCUAGCCAAGUGUUGACACUUGAGAUUUGGCAUCGGUCAUGCAGAAGUGGCCCAAAUGUAGUUUUUACACAGCAAUCAUAUUAUACUCUGCAGCCUAGGUGUUAGCACAUGCAACAUUCAUGUGCUCAAUGCAACUCUUGCUCAGUGUGGGCCAUUUGAUAUUUGCUGAGAAACUGAGAAUGGCUGGUCAAUGAUAUAGUAGAUAAAACAUCCAGCUUAAUGUGUUGCCAAGCUAGGUAGUCAAGGCGCUAAAGCCGCUUCUCGAAUUUGGUUCUGGACUUGCUCUCAUAACAAUAGCCCCUCUCACUCUGGGCAUUAUUGUCCUGCAUAUUUUGUGCUCCAGCCAACAGGAAAAAAGGCUGGGCUUUUGGCCAAAGCCAGGAAGUGUCCUCCCACAAUCACUUACACUCUAGCAUAGCGAUCUUUAAGGCAUUGUGUGUGGGUGACCUUGACGGGAGUUUAGUAAAAUUACUUCCUAGAGAUGCAGCUCAGUGAUCUGUGUGUUUUGUUUUUAGUAGCACUGUAAUUACGCAGGUCUGAUCAUCACAAAAAGACUAAAAUGUUUCAUGGUGUUUCUGUGGUUUAUGUUUAAAAUUAGUUUUAAAGUUUUAGAGUUGGUUGCUUUCCUGCUUUCCAUCUCCUAAGCAGAUGUCUCUGACACACAUGUCCUACUUAAUAUGCACUUGUCCAUUAGCAAAGACUUCAUGAUGACUUGAAAAAUGUGUCACGCUUCAGUGUUACGUCUAACCACGUGGAAUCAAAUGAGUAGGUAGAGUCUGGCAGCAGCAGAGGAUGUCUGGCAGCAUCGUGCCAUAUGCCACGGGUGAUUGAGUGCAAUCUAUUUAUGAUCUCAUUCACUGAUGAGCAGACAACGAGACUGGAAGUAUGUCUGGGCCUGCAUCUCUGUCUCAGAAGCCAUUGUCACCCUAAACCAAGAGCAAAACACCAUGCUUUUUAAUAUUACGUACGGCAUCAAUCCAUUCAGAGUUUCCAUAUCAGGUUAAGAAUAGAAGUAAAGUAUCACUAUUAAUAAGGCAAAGUCAUGGCGGUUUCGUACGCAACAUGUGUUGCGCUGCAAUUAAUUUUUAAAAAACCUCAUUGUUAUUAAUAAUGAUUAAAUGUAUGAUCAUAUUGUUUUGUUGUUUAAAUUCAGUCGAUUUCCUGUUCUUAUUUGACCGUAAUUGGUUGGUUUUGAAAUUGUAAAUAUUGUAGGACUUUUUACGAUUUUUUUUGUUCAUUUCUUUGUUUUUAGGUUUUUACUUUGUUAAUAACAUUCCGGUCUUGUGUUUUGAUUUUGUUUUCUGAUGUAGAAAUCUGAAGAUUUUAUACAUUUGUGUUGUUUGUUGAUCACAUCUGUUGAGUGUCUUUAACGAUCCAUGCUGGACAUGUAAACAAUAAUAAAUAAAUGCUCUGAAGAUGGAA
Molecule: messenger RNA, 8753 nt
Organism: Astyanax mexicanus (Mexican tetra)
Lineage: Eukaryota; Metazoa; Chordata; Actinopteri; Characiformes; Acestrorhamphidae
Gene: mmp15b
Product: matrix metallopeptidase 15b
Exons: 10
Coding region: 794-2746 (650 amino acids)
Biological process (GO): proteolysis; extracellular matrix organization; collagen catabolic process
Cellular component (GO): extracellular matrix
Molecular function (GO): zinc ion binding; metalloendopeptidase activity
Source: RefSeq, a predicted model, not a curated record